CUCCCGCGACAUCUCCAAUCAAACCACACACUCUGUGACUCUCACUCACCUCCUCAGCUUCAUCGAUGAAGAAUUCUUCUGCUGAUUUGUGUCUCAUUCUGACGCAAUGACCUACAAACUCCCCCUCCGGUCUCGCCGUCGUCCCCGCUCCGGCGCCUACUACGCCUGCGCCGUCGGAUCCGCCGUCGUACUUCUCCUAUUUUUCUCUGUUUCCCUUCUCUACUCCCGCCUCUCACUCUCUCAUCCCCACCAUUCCCUCCUCAUCCGUAACCGCAACAGGAACCCUUCCUCCGAAUACGACGACGUUUCCCUAACUAACCCUCUCAUAUCCGAUAUCGUUUCCCAAGAGGACGACGCCAUCGCCUCUGCCGAGGAUCGCAUUGACGAGCUCGACGACGUCGUUGAGGAGACUUCGCCCAGGGAAGAGGAUUUGGAAGAAGACGACGAUUCAAGUCCUGUGAAGAAAUCCAAUCGACCUAGGGAUUCUGGUUAUUUCUACGAUCACGUGAACGGCGUGAUUCGGAGGGCUUUCAGUCGAAGAUCGAUCGAAGAUUGGGAUGACGAAAAUUUUGGGUUUAAUGUGGGAUUGAUGACAGAGGAUCAGAGUAAGGUUGCGUUUGGAUCCGACGAUGUUCCUGUGGACGAAGCUGUGAGAAGGAAGGCGAGCGAGGUGGCAAGUAUUGAGGAUGCGCUGUUACUGAAAGUGGGUGGGAGGGUUUCUCCGUUGAGGGACGGUUGGGGAGAAUGGUUCGAUAAGAAGAGCGAUUUUUUGAGGAGGGAUCGGAUGUUCAAGUCCAAUUUGGAGGUUUUGAAUCCGUUGAAUAAUCCAGUUUUGCAAGACCCUGAUGGAUUGGGACUCACCACUCUCACUAGGGGCGAUCGUUUGGUUCAGAAAUUGAUCUUGAAUGAUUUUAAGAGAGUUCCAUUUCUAAUGAAGAAGCCACUGGGAGUAAAUUCAGUUUCAGGGGUUUCUCUCAAAUCCAGAGUUAAUGAAAAUGGUGAUGAGAAUGUCUCAGGAAGGGUUGUCUUGUCCAGAAGUGAGACUAAGAGAGGUUUAGAUGUAGUUCUGGGAAGUGGAUCGGUUAGGAAGAAGGCCGUUAAUGGAAGUUCGGGUUUGGACUCAAAUGGGAUCGAGAGGAAAUCAGAGUUUUCGAGUCAUAUUUAUGCUGAUGGCAAGAGAUGGGGUUACUAUCCUGGUUUGCAGCCGUAUCUGUCUUUUUCGGAUUUCAUCGAUGAAUUUUUCAAGAUAGGCAAGUGUGAGAUGAGAGUUUUCAUGGUGUGGAAUUCUCCACCAUGGAUGUAUAGUGUUAGGUACCAAAGGGGACUCGAGAGUUUACUCUAUCAUCAUCGAGAGGCCUGCGUUGUUGUGUUGUCAGAGACCAUUGAACUUGAUUUCUUCGAAGAGAGCUUUCUAAAGGAUGGUUAUAAAGUUGCUGUUGCUAUGCCAAAUCUGGAUGAACUGCUGAAGGAUACACCGACCCAUGUAUUUACUUCUGCCUGGUUCGAAUGGAGAAAGACCAAGUACUAUUCUACUCAUUAUAGUGAGCUUGUCCGGCUUGCUGCACUGUACAAAUAUGGUGGAAUAUAUCUGGAUUCUGAUAUCGUUGUUUUGAAACCCCUAUCUUCACUUAGCAAUUCUAUUGGAAUGGAGGAUCCAGUUAAAGGAAGCUCUUUGAAUGGUGCUGUGAUGCUGUUUAGAAGGCACAGUUGCUUUAUAAUGGAGUGCAUGAAAGAGUUCUAUAUGACAUAUGAUGAUACCCGCUUGAGAUGGAAUGGGGCGGAGCUUUUGACCAGAGUUGCAACUAAAUUUUCAGAAAGGGAGAGAAAUCCCAUUCAAGAGCUAGAGUUGAGAGUACAUCAUUCUCCAAUUUUCUUCCCUGUUGGCUCUCAGAAUAUAACAAGAUACUUCACUGCACCAACAACAGAGACUGAAAAAUUUGAACAAGAUUCUUUGUUCAAAAAGAUUCUUGAAGAGUCUUUGACAUUUCACUUUUGGAAUAGCUUAACGUCUGCUCUCAUUCCAGAACCUGAUAGCCUUGUGACAAGGCUUAUUGACCACUACUGUAUCCGAUGCUCUGAUGUGUUGUGAACUCACUUUAUACUUGGCCAUUUUCUCUAGGAUGGUAACAAAGAAGGUAUUAAACCACCCAAAAUUACAAAUAAGAAUCUCUUUAACAUCUAUAGAAAAGAAAAGGUUGAGGCAUUAGUCUGUUUUGAUGAGCUGAACCCUAGAGUUGGUGACACAAUAUCAUCUUGGGCUGUUGUAGUUCUGUAUCUUUGUAUGUUCACUCCCAUAAAGUACAGCUUUUCCUCGUAUGUAUGUUGUUUUAAGUUGUCUAUACGUUGGAAGAUGUCUCUUCGCUCAAAUUCUUGUGGAGGUUAGUUACAUUUCUAUACCAUUGGUCUACCGGCUUUUGCAACCAUUUUUCGGAUGAGGGCUUGGGAUAUUUCCUGUCCCUCGACCAGUUGGACAUGUCCACUGGCAUAUGGAUCAAGAUAUGUAUUUGUGCAGCAUGCUGCAACAGGAGGUGCUGGUUAUGAACGCUUGAUUAAUUAACAUGGCUUAUUGGCCAUUACAUCUCAACCCUUGAUUUGCUCGUUUUUAAAGAAAGACCAAGAGCAUGUGGUGUAUUGUUUUUUUUUUCAUUGCUGUCUUACAAAUAUAUUUGUACAUCAGAAUCAACUGUUCGGAGUCAAUAGAAUCCAUAAUAUAUGUUCGUUGCUGUAAGUUUGAAGACAAUUCAUUUGUAAUACAUUUACGAGAAUUUUUUUGCAAUAAAUUUGGAAACACAGAAAAAUAUAUCUUUGUGAGA
This is a messenger RNA of Humulus lupulus (European hop), 2813 nucleotides long. RefSeq lists its product as uncharacterized. The transcript is spliced from 5 exons. The record is from RefSeq and is a predicted model, not a curated record. Bases 107 to 2089 code for a protein of 660 amino acids. Lineage: Eukaryota; Viridiplantae; Streptophyta; Magnoliopsida; Rosales; Cannabaceae.